Molecule: messenger RNA, 390 nt
Organism: Penicillium arizonense
Lineage: Eukaryota; Fungi; Ascomycota; Eurotiomycetes; Eurotiales; Aspergillaceae
Exons: 2
Coding region: 1-390 (129 amino acids)
Source: RefSeq, a predicted model, not a curated record
AUGUUCAUUCAGAAGCUCGUCCCCGUCCUCCUCGCUACUAUGGCUAGUCUGCCAUCUGCUCUGGCAGGCUCUUGUAAAGUCAAAGCCGAUGUCAACGAGAGUCAACGUGGAGCAAUCCAGGAUGUCACGGUCACUACCGGUGAUGGUUCAGAGCUCAUCUUCGACAAGUCAGAUGGCAUCUGCGGCCCCGCUACAUUCUGGACUGGCGAUGAUGGAGAUCUGAAGGGCGAUGCCACUUUGGCUUCCCCGAUCGCAUGGGAUGCCAGUUGCAACCUUGGUGCUAUCACCUCAUGCUCUGCUGAUUACCAAAACCAGAAAGGUCUCAAGGGCACGCUGGGCGACAAGCACGGCCAGAACUACCACUCUUGCACUGUUGAAUUUGACUGCUAG